This is a messenger RNA of Heterobasidion irregulare TC 32-1, 1019 nucleotides long. RefSeq lists its product as uncharacterized. The transcript has a single exon. The record is from RefSeq and is a predicted model, not a curated record. NCBI's taxonomy places the organism in Eukaryota, Fungi, Basidiomycota, Agaricomycetes, Russulales, Bondarzewiaceae. Bases 33 to 650 code for a protein of 205 amino acids.
GCGUGUGCGUGUUUGCGGCGGAGUGAGGGGCGAUGCGUGAUGCGCGAUGCGGGCGAUGUCGAGGCGUCGGGCAUCUCCCUCCUAUUAUAGCGCAUACACCCGCCCUCUCCGCCCCCGGCGAUAAUUCACGUCCAUACCGACGCUCGCGCUGCUCGACGUCGACGUUCCUCCGUGCGCGCCGCGCGCGCGCACGCACGCACGUACAAUUUCUUUUCUUAUCUAUUUAUGAUCGGUCAUCGUCGCCACGACCCGCGGACUCGAACUCGAAUUCAAAACACAUUGGGGGGGUAGAGGGGGUUGGUCCUUGUACGCGUACGCACUGCAGCCUGGUUUCUCGCUCGCUCCUUCCCUCCCUCUCCCCACGAACCCACGAUACUGCUUUUCUCGCCCCGUCCGGCACUGCUCUUCUCCCUCUUCCCGUCCUGUACGUGCUUUCCGCGCGCGCGCGCGCGCCCGUGCCUCCACUUUCCUUCUUCUGCUGGGCUCUCAUAUCCCCUCGUCGUCUCUCACGUCUCUACACUGCUCGGGUUUCUGCUGCUUCUUUUGUCCUCUAUCUCCAGGGCUCUAUGCUCGCGCGCCCUCGCGCCCUCGUCACGACUAUGAUACUCACUUGUCCCCGCGUACGUACUUAUCCUAAUUUGCCUCUGUAGACACGCCCCUCCGCCCUCCCCUUCCCUGCCCUGCCCUGCCUCUCUUUCCCGCUCCCUCUCCAUUUGGAUCUCGUCACGUUCCGCCCAGCACCGUUUCCUCCGGACACACGUCGCACGCUCUUGAUCCCGCUCUGCAUCCACUCCGCACCACCCCGCAUACACAUACACAUACACAUACACGUACACAUGCACGCACGCACGCACUUACAUCUCUCUCUCCCUCUUGUGCUUUCUCCGCUGCUCUACUGCACUUUGCACUGCAUUGCACUGCACUACGCUACGCUACACUACGCUACUCUGCUCUACUCUGCUCUACUCUACUCUAUCGUGUACAAUUCACUCGACGCUCUGUCCAGUCUGCUCCGCACC